UUAGAGAUGGAGAAGGCUACAGAACAGUGGGCAGAAAAGAACAGGCUUGGCAGCGGCAGCUUUGGGGAUGUGUACAAGGGCGUGUCUCCCUACGAUCGCAAUAAAGCCUGGGCAGUCAAACGAGCCCGGGUUCUCUCCAAUGACUUUCAGAUCGAGGUGAAGGAGAUGGCAAGCAAGCACCACCCUCAUCUCGUGCGGCUGCUGGGCUACUGCCUGGACUUCAACCCGGCAACACGGAAGAUGGAUCAGAUCCUGCGGCUGGACGUGCUGAUUGGAGUGGCUAAGGGGCUGCAGUACCUGCAUGAAUUCGGCAUCGUGCAUCGCGACAUGAAGCCCGCCAACAUUCUCCUCGAUGCAAAGAUGCAGGCCAAGAUUGCUGACUUUGGGCUGGUGAAGCUGAGUGGAGGCACCUCCAUGGGCACCACGCCUCCCGCCCCUCAAUCAGCCAAGUGCUGGUAGAUCUGGUGAAGAUGAGGGAGGAGGCCUUCGGAGCGCAGGCAAACAGGGUUGCAUCUCGCAUUGACGAGGAAAUCGA
This is a messenger RNA of Closterium sp. NIES-67, 535 nucleotides long. The record is from the annotation of a GenBank genome assembly. NCBI's taxonomy places the organism in Eukaryota, Viridiplantae, Streptophyta, Zygnematophyceae, Desmidiales, Closteriaceae.